AUGCCACUCGUUAAACGACGCAGCAGUGCACAUGGGCUCAAGGACCAACAUCGUAAGGAUGGAAUCACCCUGGCGCCAGUCACCUCCAAGCAGCGCCCUGUCAGCUCUUACGAUGCCUACCGUGGCCAACCUUCACCUUCCCGUCUGAGCCACGAGCUGCGGCCCGAUGACAUAGCUCCCGAAUCAACGGACAAGGAGUCUGCACGCUCGACGAAGCGGUUCAGUAUGAUGCGAUUCCGUAAUUUCUCAGAAUCCCAGCUCUCGACGCGCGCGAGACUAAAUGCGGAACGACCGCCAGUGCCGGCUAUACCGACCGAGCCUCUUCCUACCAUUGUCAAAACCGCUCCUACCACGGACAACCUCGGGAUGGCCGAUACGGUGCGGGAGGAAGAGCGACAACAGAAGCCGUCAAUGUUUAGAAGAGCAACUUCGCGCGGAAGACGUUCAUCAGUGCAAGAGGUGCGACAGUCGACAGACGGUCAGAGGACGGAAAAGAGGGUCACAACGUCGAAAUGGCGACGAGGAAAGAGCAGCGGCUUGGAGGACUUGCAGCGACUGUCGACAUUGCACAAGGAGAAUGGCAGUGGCAUCCUAGGAGGAUCCGCGCCGCCCUCAUAUGGGGAUGUGGACAGCUCUGCUCUUGCCCUACCAGUGCCACAAUUUGCAAACCCGUCACGGAACUCUGAAUCGUCCAGAUCGGACGGUAGCAACGGCAGCUCCGGCAGCGGUCCUAUAUACGGCUCGACGACCACGACGACACAUACAGUCUCCACGCACACGACGUUUUUCAAGCUGCCGCGGCGUAACAAGAAGCAGGCACCUCUGUUUCCACUACCCCGACGGACAACAUCCAAUGACUUGCUCACGAGCCAAUCCGCUGAUACAAGCCCAACAAAGCAGCGCGCAAACACGUUGCCCUCUCCGCGUGGAGGUCAAUCAAAGAGUGCUUUAACUUUCGCCGGAAACCACGGCAACCUCUUUCGGAACGACUCUCAGCGAUCUUUCGGAUCUGGCGCCUCCUCUCCUCUUCAUCCGCCAAUGCGACUGAGUUUGAGAAAUAGGUCUUCUACACACAGCUCCCUUGCGCGCAGUUCGCAUGAGGUUGAGACUCCGCCACCGAGAACAUCUACAUCGACUGCGGGCAGAUCGAGUCUUGGUGGUCUGCUCAGCCUGUCAAGAUUUCGUCAAAGCUCCGAGCCUCACUCGCGGAAUGGGUCGCCGGGACUUAGAAGUCAUGCAAAUUCAUUUGCCAUCAGUCGUGAGACACUCGUAAUUCCGGAGAGAGAGGAGGGCGAUACCCCUGGUAAGUACUUGGAGCGCCUCGAAUCAGCCGUGGCAAGAAGCGUCAUUGCGGGCAUACUGUCCAAGUCAGCGGACCCCUUCGCGCAAGCUGUACUUCGAAGCUACACUCGCCGCUUUCCAUUUUUCGGAGAGCCCAUAGACAUGUCUCUGAGGAAAUUCCUGCUGGAAGCCGAGCUGCCCAAAGAAACACAGCAGGUUGAUCGCGUUGUUCAGGCCUUUGCCGACCGAUACCAUGAGUGCAAUCCCGGCAUAUUCGCCAACGCAGACGCAGCGUAUAUCAUUGCUUUCUCGAUCAUGAUGUUGCACACCGAUGCCUUCAACAAAAAUAACAAGAGGAAAAUGCAAAAGCAGGAUUACAUCAAAAAUACCUCUGGGCAGGGCCUUGAUCCAGAGAUUCUUGGCUGCUUCUACGACAAUAUCUGCUACACGCCUUUUGUGCACUUCGAUGAGGAUGUCGAUCUUAACGGAGAAAGGGUCAUGCCCUUCAAAGCCAAAUCUGCAGGUGGGAAAUUGAAAGCAGCGAUUCCAGGCUCAGACGCCACCGUUAAAAAGCCUUCGGGUCCUGUCGAUCCAUACAAUCUACUUGUCGAGCAGAAGCUCGAUACUUUGCGGCCUCCGAUCAAGGAUAGCAUCAUGAUGGACGAUCCGUAUGACUAUCGAGGCGGCCAAGGCGACCUCGACCCGCAGUAUCUCCAGCGAGCAUUCACCCAUACCGGCGUCCUGCAGAUCAUCUCUGCGAGGUCUCGACCUGCCGCUUACGAGAAUCAGGUCCUCAACGGCGAUCCGAAUCCCGUCGAUUCGCAGCAAGGCAUUGUAGACUUGAAAGUCACCAAGGUCGGAACGCUGUGGCGCAAAGCUGCGAAGCGGAAGAAGACGCGGAGUCCAUGGCAGGAGUGGGGAGCCAUCCUUACCGGUUCGCAACUCUACUUGUUCAAGAACCCCCACUGGACGAAAAGCCUGGUACACCAAUUCAUGAGCCACCAAAAGCCAGGACAUGCUCGGACUCCCGUCACAUUCAAGCCUCCCAUCCAGGAAUUCAAAUACGAUGCUUUGAUCAAGACAGACGACGCUGUUGCAUUGGUGGACAGCACCUACAACCGACACAAGAAUGCUUUUGUUUUCGUUAGGCCGGGCGGGAUUGAGGAAGUCCUUUUGGCGGAUAACGAGAGUGAGCUCAACGAGUGGCUGGGAUUGAUCAACUACGCCGCUGCCUUUCGUGCAGCUGGUGUAAGAAUCAGAGGUAUGGUGGGUGGGAACGAGGAAGACCAACGGGCGAAGGAGGUCAUGCAACUGGACUCGACGAACGCCAACAAAUCGAUACGGACAGCAAUGGGCGAGUCUAGCUUGCGAAACCGCGGAAUCAGCCCGCAACUACAGAAGCAAGUCAUGGCAGCGCGGCGUCAGAUCAUGGUGCAGAAGAUAGGAGAGAUUGAGCAAGAGGUCGCAGAUGCUAACAGACGGCUGGAAGGCUCUCUUCGCAAUGCUCGCCAUCUACUGUUGUUGGCACCCAUCUCGCAACGGUCAAGAGAAGACGUGGUGCACGCCGCUGCAAAGAAGGACGUCAGCCUUCAUUGGGCGAGGAGGGACGUCUGGCGGUUGAAAUGUCAUCGGGAUAUUUUGGCGAUGGACGUCAGGCUGGACGGACUUAGUGCGAGCGAGUUGGAGAAGCUCACGCGGGAUCGAAAGCCUGCGGAGCCCGAGUCCGCUCGCAAGGAGAAGCCGAAUAUGCUCGCGCGACUAAGUUCAUCGAGGGCGGCUGGAGGGAAAAGCCCACCGCGAAGUCCAAUCACGGCGGGUCGGCGACCAUCCGAUGGCUUCAUGACUGGCGAUGUCUUCCGAACACCAUCGGAAACUCUGCCAACUGUGCAGGAUGAAGAAGCUUGGCGUCUGCCGCCUUUGAAUUUGGAUCUGGAUUCGUCGGUGCGUCAGCACCGAACAUCCGUGACCAGCACGCUUCUUUCUUCGUCACCUCCGCUUGGCGCUCAUAGCCUUGCGCACUCAUCAUCAACUUCAAGUGUGAUUCUGCCUCAGCGUACAGGGUCCAUUGCACGGAUUCAGACUGCUGAUAGCCACGAGACACCGAGCUGGGAUGAGAGACAGCUAGAGAUGUUGGCAAGAACGACUAUGAGACCAGAAGAUGAUUCAUCAAAGACCUUGGAAGGUCAAGUCGGCGGCACAACGCCUGAGACCCGGCAAAAAGGCGUGCGCAGGAGUCUCCAUAAAACUCUUCGCGAUCAUCACAGCUCGGGUCACAAGCACCGUCGUAACAAGGACAGUGAAAGCACCGUUCGAUCUGGUGGACUGGAUGAUCAAGACUUGGAGGAAGGCACGCCAGGCCUUGCGCGCGAGAAACCACGAUUCAUCUUGCACGGAAAACAGGCGUCAGUCGUGCAAUUUGGUGGCGACUGGGAGCGGAUG
Zymoseptoria tritici IPO323 is the source of this 3720-nucleotide messenger RNA. RefSeq lists its product as uncharacterized. The transcript has 2 exons. Gene Ontology annotation, molecular function: guanyl-nucleotide exchange factor activity. Lineage: Eukaryota; Fungi; Ascomycota; Dothideomycetes; Mycosphaerellales; Mycosphaerellaceae. Gene Ontology annotation, biological process: regulation of ARF protein signal transduction. The record is from RefSeq and is a predicted model, not a curated record. The annotation marks the transcript as partial.